This is a messenger RNA of Bufo bufo (common toad), 2339 nucleotides long. RefSeq names its product solute carrier organic anion transporter family member 2B1-like. NCBI's taxonomy places the organism in Eukaryota, Metazoa, Chordata, Amphibia, Anura, Bufonidae. Gene Ontology annotation, cellular component: membrane. Gene Ontology annotation, biological process: transmembrane transport; sodium-independent organic anion transport; bile acid and bile salt transport. The record is from RefSeq and is a predicted model, not a curated record. Gene Ontology annotation, molecular function: protein binding; bile acid transmembrane transporter activity.
GGGAGUAACGUGUAACCAGGAAAAUGACGGACACAAGUCAGAAGAUCUGUUGUGAAAAUGAUGCAAAAAACAACAAAGGCUGCAGGAAUCCAUUCAACAAUAUCAAGAUCUUUGUGGUUUGUCAUGGAUUCCUGCAGCUCUCCCAGCUCCUUCUGUCUGCCUACCUCAAGAGUUCAAUUUCCACUAUUGAGAAGCGCUUUGGGCUCUCCAGUCAGACAUCUGGGAUUCUGGCUUCCUUUAAUGAGAUUGGGAACACCGUGCUUAUUGUCUUCGUCAGCUACUUUGGAAGUCGAGUACACCGGCCACGGUUCAUCGGGUGUGGAGCUCUGAUCGUCUGCCUUGCUGGAUUUAUUAUGUGUCUACCUCAUUUUAUUAUGGGACAGUACGAAUAUGACAAAUCUUUCGCUAGCGUCUACAGUAACACAACGGAUAUUUGUCAGUCUGGACUAUUAAGCCAAAGUCCCAGCAGUGAUCAGUGUGUGGCAAAGACUCAAACAGACAACAAGAAUGUCUUGUCCAUCCUGUUCAUCGGUCAGAUUCUCCUCGGGAUCGGUGGUGUGCCCAUUCAGCCUUUCGGAAUUUCUUACAUUGACGAUUACGCCAGCAAAAGGAACUCGCCUCUUUACAUAGGCAUCCUCUUUGCUGUGACGGUGAUGGGCCCCGGCGUCGCUUUCAUCCUGGGAUCGGCCAUGUUACGCUACUAUGUGGACAUUGACAAGCUCCCAGCCAGUGAAAUCGUCCUCACCCCCAGUGACCCGCGCUGGAUCGGCGCCUGGUGGCUGGGCUUCAUCGUGGCGGCCAGCGUUGUGGCCCUGGCCUCCAUUCCCUACUUCUUCUUCCCCAAAGAAAUGACUAAACAGGUCAAGCAUGAGAGCGCAGAUGAGAGCAAACCCGGCCUGAUGGAUGCCUUCAAGAAUAAUCCUGACAGAAGUGAACCCCUGUCCUUGGCACAGUUCAUCAGAGUUUUUCCAAAAGUUUUACUCAGGACGUUGAAAAAUCCAAUCUAUAUCUUGGUGGUUCUGGCUCAAGCCAAUCUGUCGGCCAUUACAUGCGGGGGGGUGAUCUUCAUUGCCAAAUUUCUGGAGAGGCAGUUCUCGGUCACGGCGUCCUUGGCUAAUCUGUUGAUCGGAUCCGUGAACAUCCCGGGAGCAAUGGCCGGCAUUGUUUUAGGUGGAAUUAUCAUGAAGAGGUUCCAGUUAUCCUCUCAGCAGUGCGGAGCCAUGUGUGCCAUUGGAUUGUUCUGCUGCAUCCUGAUUGCUCUUUCGCUGCUCUUCUUGGGAUGCUCGACACAACAGUUUGCAAGUCCCCAUGCUGACCAAGGUUUAAGUGUUGGACUUUGGCACAAUGUGACCGGCACUCGAUGUGGCUGCUCCGAAUCCGCUUUCAACCCAAUCUGCGGUGCAGACGGCAUUGAGUACAUCUCUCCGUGCUACGCCGGGUGUGAAGGCGUCAACUUUGAUUACAAGGAUAAUAAAGUGCUGAAUUACACCCGGUGCCGCUGUAUAACAUCUCCAGGAUCCGGAAACUCGGCCACUCCUGGGUCAUGUGGAACCAGCUGUUACCAUCUCUUACUGCCCUUCAUGAUCCUGUCCUGCCUGGGUGGAACACUGGCCAGUACAUCCCAGACGCCAUCCUUUAUGCUGAUACUUAGGAGCGUUAACCCUGCUGAAAAGUCCCUGGCAAUCGGCAUACAGUUCAUGCUAGUGAGGAUCCUUGCUUUUGUGCCGUAUUACGACCUCUCCGAGGUUAAUUUCAUCGAUGACGAUACGGCAGUAGUCAAUUGGCGCUAUGUAAAAGAGCGCUACACCCACAACAAAAACACAAACAUUUUUAUAGCCUGUUUUACAACCGCCUAUGCCAGACUCGAAUUAUACAAGCUCCUAGACAGGCUACAGGAACGUUGCCUUUAUCACGACACAGACUCCGUCAUAUUCGUGAGUAAGGGGUCUGAAUGGACGCCACCCUUGGGUGAUUUUCUCGGUGAACUAACUAGUGAAAUCCACGACGAUGCCCACAUUACCGAGUUUGUAUCCGCUGGCCCAAAGACUUACGGCUACAAACUCAACAACGGGAAAACCGUAUUGAAGGUUAAGGGUAUAACACUCAAUGUCGCUAACACACGGCUUGUUAAUUUUGACAGUUUAAAAGACCUUGUGCUGGACUACUCCCGCAACAACGACCCCGAGACGCAGAAAACAAUAGGUAUUGAGCAAGACGGCAUUUACAGAAAUAGGAAGCGCUUGACCAUAGAGACAAGACCAUUAUGUAAAACGCAAAAGUGCGUCUAUACAAAGAGACAGCUGACGGCUGACUUUACAACGGUGCCUUUUGGCUAUUAA